Messenger RNA from Bufo bufo (common toad), 998 nucleotides. RefSeq names its product C-type lectin domain family 12 member A-like. Lineage: Eukaryota; Metazoa; Chordata; Amphibia; Anura; Bufonidae. The coding region runs from base 48 to 776 and encodes 242 amino acids. The transcript is spliced from 6 exons. The record is from RefSeq and is a predicted model, not a curated record.
AUGUUCUCAUACUUGGCCAUGAAGUCAACUCUUCAGUUCCUCUAACAAUGGGUGAAGAGAUAACAUAUGCGGACCUUAGCUUUCAUGAUUCCAAACAUGCAUCUACUAGCCAUACAGUGGAGAAGAACCCAGAAGUCGCUUCCUUUGAACAUAAUGCUAUUCCCUCCAGAUAUCAGAAGAAAAUGUACAUUUUAAUAGGGCUACUGGUCUCCAUUCUUCUUCUUGCCGUUUUAGCAAUUACUAUUUCAUUAUUUCAGGCUUAUGAGAAGCAAAAUUAUUACCGUGGUAGAAUUCAAAGUAUCUCACAAACACUGGCAAAUUUGAGAAAUGACCUGUGCAUGAGAAAUGAAGAGGAACAAAAAGAGUCUUGUCUGCUCUGUCCAAUGAACUGGGUUCCAAUAAAGAAGAAAUGUUACUCUAUGUCUGAUGAAAUGCUGUCAUGGCAAGAAUCGCAGAGGUUUUGCUCAGCUCAAAACGCUAGUCUUAUAAUGCCAAAAACAUCACAGGAAGGGGACUUCAUCAGUUCUAUGUUUUGGAAGUCGAAUAAACCUCCUCUAUGGAUAGGUCUUUCAUGUUCCUCAAAUACAAAUGAGAAAUGGCUGUGCUUAGAUAACACAACAUAUGUGACUAGCUCAUACUGGUCAUCACAGUGCAGAGAUAUGCAAUGUGCCUCUUCUGACUUCAGAUCAAGCAAUCCAUCUUUGUUUAAAUCAUGCAGUACUCCGCUGAAAUUCAUUUGUGAACGGUUGCCUGUAAACCUUCUGGCAUUACUUUAGAAAUCUUUCAUUUACAGUCAUGUAAUAAAGGUUAUAUACACAUUUGAAAUUAUUUUUUCCUUGUUCAUUUGUUUCAUACUGUAAGUUCAAUUAAGAAAUCUCCUAAAUAGUCUUUUAUUGGUUGCUGAAGAGACUGCGUUACUCCUUACAUGGCUAGCUGUGAUGCUGCCUCUAACACAGUAACAUUGUUCCUGGAUGCUGUUUAUCUACUUCAUGGAGGGC